This is a messenger RNA of Striga hermonthica, 729 nucleotides long. Lineage: Eukaryota; Viridiplantae; Streptophyta; Magnoliopsida; Lamiales; Orobanchaceae. The record is from the annotation of a GenBank genome assembly.
AUGGGUGGAGGCUUCAUGUUCACCGGCAAACCCAUCUCCUCCGCCACAAGGCCGCCGUUCAUCGGCGCCGUCAGAAACUUUCACACCGGAGUCUCACCGCCGGCGGCUGACGGUGGCGGAACCCCACAAAUCUCCCAUGAUAACGGCGAUGGCAGUUUUGGGUCGGCCCCAACUCGGGCUGAAGUUGAUCGGGCCAUUAUUGAUCUCCAUAGGCUCAUGCAAGGCCUUCAAACCUCUGGACCUGAGCCCAAUGGGCUUCACAGCCUCAGCCCAACCAAUGGCUAUGAGCCCCAUAUGCUGCAAUCUCCUGGAUUUGCUAAAUUUCAUGAUGUUUACUCUAUGAUGCAAAAAGAACCAUCUUUUCAGUCCAUGGUGGUAUCAAUUUCAUGUGAUAAAGGUGUUUGGGAAGCCAUCUUGGGCAAUAAAGCAGUUCAGGAUCUCAAAGGCUCUAUCCCAAUAGCAGGUAACGGGGAGAAGCGACCGAGCUGCAUUGUUGAGGAACAGGACAUUGCAAUGCUCGUCUUGAAAUGGAUCAUGGGCUUCACAAAAUCGAGGGUUUUGGAGCUUGUCGAGAAAUUCGGAUUGCUCGUGAGCGAUAUAUUCCGACCGGCCCCAAAGGAGAAACCUACUUCCGAACUAACCGAUCUUGUGGAAGAGAAAGUUCGGUCGUCGUUGCUACUCUCUGUGGUCAUCCUUUUAAUCAUUGUAGUUACCCGGAACCAGGGCUAG